UCAGCAUUGAGUUUCAGCUUAUUGAAAAAAUUUAUAAAAAAUUUGACAGAAAAUGGAAGCCCAAAAUUUACUAACCAUUUUAUCAAACCUAGAACUAGUAACCAGCGCCACCACACUAAAAACAAUAUCAACAAACAUCAAAGCCUACCUAACCCCAUUUUCCACUGUAACCCCUCAAACUAUCCCCAACCUCCCAAAAGUCGACGGCUUUAUCCACAGCAAGAUAAUCGAGCAUACUCUAAACCUCCUCUUAAAAUGCCCAGACCAGUCCUUAAUAUCCCUAGCCCACAACCUCAUCCAAGGCCCAGCGUACCCCAUGAUCAACGAAUCACUCCAAGUAAUAAUAGAAAAGCUAAAAACCUCCUCGGAGCCUUUCACCAGCCUUCUAAUCACCCUUUUAGAAGAACUGACCAGUAGCGACACCUUGUACUUAUCCCUAGUAACAGCUUGUAGCCCCGUUCCCCGAACGGCAAUCGAACAAUCCGAGUUUUUGGAGAACUGGAGAGUAUUUUCCCAGCUUCUAGUAUCUUUGCCGACUCUUCUAGCGAAUAAAACCCUCGGAAAAGUCCCGAAGUGCUUUAAAUUAAACAAUUACGCGCAAAUAAUAACCUAUAACAUUUCCCGCGCGGUAAAAUUGCUAAAUAAACUCCAGAAUGAAUUGAAUAUCAGCCCUAAUGUCGAGCUUAUUUCUUCUUUAAUUAGCAAGAGCAUCUACAGUUUAGGAUCUUUUAAUUUCUCGGCAUUAGUUGACAUUUUUUCCUCCUGGUCGCUAAAAAACAGCCUAAAUAUCAAUGAAUUUAUUUACAAAAUUUUAGAAAACUUGGAAAGAUCUGCAGUAGAACCUUUUGCGACUUUACUUUUGAAGCAAACAAAUAAUCCAAGCGACAUUGAAACAAUCCUCCGGGAUUCCCUUAGAAUUGACCAGUGGCGCUACGUCCUAACCACAAAAAUCCCCUUGUUGUCUUUCCAAGAAAGCGAACAGCUGAUCAAGAACUUAGUGUUCUACUUAUCAUCUUCAAUUCAUGAAAACCGGCCUUUAGUAGCUUUAGUCUUCAAACUUUUGGACAUUUGGGGCGACAGGAGCGCCUUAAACCAUUGUUCAGUAGAGCAUCAUGAAUAUAUCAGCAAGUUUAUCUUAAUUUCAAUAAAAAAAUUACAAAAUCAACUGACUAAUGCAGAAAAAGAACAACUUCAAAGAUUGCUAUUUGAAGGGACUAGUGUUCAUUUAGAAUCCAUGUUAUUGGAGGUCAGAAUCUUAGGAAUGAUUACUGGAGAGUUAGUCCUUGAAAUUUUAAAUGAAAAAGGCCCUAAAUUAAAGUAUGAAUACCCUGAACAUCAACUUGUUGAUAAAUUUAGAAAUUUAGCUACUAAUGAUAUAGUAGCUAGCUGUUUUACCGACGGAGAUGAAAUUCUAGAAAACUUAAGCCUAGUUUUCAUGAAAGAAGAUGAUAAAGCGGCUAAUAAAGACAUAAUUAAGGUUAAUUCUAAAGAAUCUGGGAAUUUAGGGCUGGUUUUCAUGAAAGAAGAUGAUGAAGUAGUUAAUAAAGACAGAAUUAAGGUUAAUUCUAAAGAAGAAAUAGAAAAAAUUGUUGAUAAAGAAGAAGAAUUAGAUAGUGAUGAUGAUAAAGCGCUUAAUAAGAACAAAACUAAGGUUAAUUCUAAAGAAAUUAAGAAAUUAGGGCUGGUUUCCAUGAAAAAAGAUGAUAAAGCGUUUAAUAAAGACAGAAUUAAGGUUAAUUCUAAAGAAAACAAAGAUGAAAUGGAAAAAAGUGUUGAUAAAGAAGAAGAAUUGGAUAGUGAUGAUGAUUUAGAGCCUUAUGAUUUAUCUAAUGACACUCCAGUAAUAGAAAAAUUAAAGCCAGCAUAUUUAAGAGACUUAAGAGACAAUUUAAUAACCCACCAGGCAAACAAAGAUCCGGAUAUAUUUUCAGAAUCAAUGAAAGUAGCAGAAGAAUUAAUUCUUAAACAACUUCCGAGCGAUGAUAAGUCUCUAGGGCUUGAAUUAUUAAGAAUUUUAAUGACUCUUAAAGAAGAAGUCUAUACGGCGGAUUUUUAUAAGCUUAAGUUCCGCGCAUGCGUGGGAAUUGUUCUUGUUUAUCCAAAAGAAGCUGCGGAAUUUCUUUGUGCGAGUUUUCAUGCGAGUAUGGGCGAGUUUUCAAUUAGCGACAGGAUUUUUUUUUUGAGUGUGUUAGCAGAGGGCGCUAGAAGGUUGUCUAGGAUUGAGGUUAAGCUUGAAGAUGAUAAAUAUGAUAAAAAUGGCGAUAAAGAGGUUAAGGAGGUUAGGAAUGGUAAAAAGAAAAAGAAUUGUAAUAUUUCUUUGAUAAUAGAAAGAAAAAAGAAUGAGACUUUGUAUGAUGAAGACUUUGAAGUUGUUGAAGAAGAAGAAAACAGAGGUUGGGAAGAAAUAGUGCAAAAAAGGAUAGAGUCUAAGACUAGAAGAUUUGCGCAUGAGUCUAAGAGAGUUAAAGGUUUUGCUAAUAAAUUCAAUGAUGUCGCUACUGGGUUCUUCUACCCGUUACUGUUUGGCGUGAUGCAAAAGAGGGCGUACUUGUAUAAGCUCCCGGACCAGUUUGUUGACACGGAUAAUAUUUUGUUGGUAGAGUUCUUGAAGACUCUGUCGGUAAUAAUGGUAGCGGCGGAAAAUUGUGUAGCUGCGGGGAAGAUUGCGCGGGAUUUGAUGGAACUCGUGUGGACGCUGAGGUUCCAUGAAGAAGCGAAGGUUAGGUUAUGUGUGAUUGAAAACAUAGCGGCUGUAAUUGUUACUUUGAAGAAAGAGAACUUGGGGAGGGAUACUGUGGAGUUGAUGUUGGAGUUCAGGAGCUGGUUGGUGGAUCUGGCACUGGAUUCUGUGAGGGGAGAUCCUAAUGCUAACUGCAGGAACUUGGCGAGGAAUGUUGUGGCGCUUAUUGAUUCUGUUGUUGGAGAGAGCUUUAAGGAGGUCCAAGGAGCCUUCUAGUGUAAAUAAUGUCUAUAAAAUAAUAUG
Messenger RNA from Cotesia glomerata, 2983 nucleotides. RefSeq names its product telomere length regulation protein TEL2 homolog. Gene Ontology annotation, biological process: protein stabilization; telomere maintenance via telomerase. Gene Ontology annotation, molecular function: telomeric repeat DNA binding; Hsp90 protein binding. The record is from RefSeq and is a predicted model, not a curated record. NCBI's taxonomy places the organism in Eukaryota, Metazoa, Arthropoda, Insecta, Hymenoptera, Braconidae. Gene Ontology annotation, cellular component: cytosol. Bases 53 to 2956 code for a protein of 967 amino acids. The transcript has 2 exons.